Physcomitrium patens is the source of this 2099-nucleotide messenger RNA. Its product is annotated as F-box protein At2g26850. Gene Ontology annotation, molecular function: protein binding. NCBI's taxonomy places the organism in Eukaryota, Viridiplantae, Streptophyta, Bryopsida, Funariales, Funariaceae. The record is from RefSeq and is a predicted model, not a curated record.
GCAAUUGGGCCCGGACCUGCCGGCUGCUCACGCAUCGCAUUUCCAUCACGCAUCCGGGGUUCUUUUACUCACCCUGGAAGCAGAAUAUGCAGUAAGAGGGGGAAUUUUGUGGGUUGAAGAGGGCAGCCUGGGUGUGCAUUCUCCUGCCUCCUGUUUUCCUACAAUUCCUUUGUCGCUGCAGUAGGGGCGUCCUCUGUUGGUGCGAGUGCAGUGGCGUCUUGCAUUGUGGGUCGGGUGUGGAGGAGGAGGACGAUGGUUGUGGUGAUGUAGUCUGAGGAAAAGUUUGUCCAUCAACGACGAGGUGAAGCGUGCACGAUCUUUGACGUCCACAGUUAGAGUGCCAGAGAAGAGUAGUGGCAGCCGACAUCAGAGAGUGUUGAAAGUAAUGGUGAUGAGCUGCAGACUUAGGAAGUUAUCUCGGGCGUGGACGGGCAAUGCUGGUUAGCUACUGCUGACAGGAAACUAAGCAACCCAAUAAUUUGGGCUGAUCGACCUCCUUCUGAAAGUCAACAUGAGUAUCUUGGCUGCUUGGCUUGCGCUGAGCUCCUCGUCUUUGGAUAGUGGCGAUAUGAGGCAGCCCGAGUGCCUUUAUUUCGAACACGACGGUAACAGCAUUCCUCAGUGGGGGCUGGGAACAAUGUUUGAGAAGCGGAGGUGCUCCAAGAGCGAGGAGCUCAAAUGUAUGUCGGUGCUGGAUCUGCCCGAGUUAGCACUGGAGGAAAUCCUCGGACGGCUUCCUCCUGCUUCUCUCUGUCAGAUGGCUGCCGUGUGCCACCAUCUGCGGAAACGCUGCCGAAGCGACCACCUCUGGCAAUCUCUCUUCGAAAGAAAAUGGGCACGCGUCGUGGGAUCCUCGGCUUUCCAGGAGUGGCAGCGUCAGUUGAUCUUGCAAGCAGAGCAAGGUCCCCCUGCCGCCGAAUGCCCUCCUCGGGUUUGGGGAUGGCCUCUCUCAUGCCUCUGGCCCUUUAAAUGGCUCAACCUGCAGGGUCAGCCUUCUGCCAUUCCACCUCCGGAUUCCCUUAUGGCCUGGUACUGGGCUUUGGAGAGUGGCAGCUUCUGGUUUCCCGCCCAAGUCUACAACCGAGAGAAUGGACAUGUAGGCUUCAUGCUGUCAUGUUAUGAUGCGGAACUGAACUACGAUCGUCGAACGGACACAUUCAAAGCAAGGUACCCACCUCAUGGACAGCGGACAGCAGUAGUUGAAGAAGGGGUUCAAUGGGAGCGCCUUCGUGCCCCACCUGUGGAAACCCCUGCACAUGAUCUGCAUCAGUCAGACUGUCUGGCUGAUUUGAAACCAGGCGAUUGCGUUGAGGUGCAAUGGCGUAGGAACAAAGAUUUCCCUUACGGGUGGUGGUACGGUGUAGUGGGACAUUCUGAGGGUUGCGAAGGGAGCUCUCGACAUUGCCGUUGCUAUUCGCUUGAGACUUUGUGGUUGGAGUUCAAUCAGUACGCAGUCGGUUCACGAUGGAGACGUGCUCCCAUCAACCGCAAAUCUCAUGAGGAGGAGGGGAGUGAGGCAGAGGGAUUCUAUGGUGGCAUCAGGAAGUUGAAGACCAAGGAAGAGAUUGAAAUUUGGAAGAAGUUGUGGCCAACUGAGGACUUGCAAUAAGUUGACCUCGAUUAUUUCACUGUACUUAUAGACAUUAUAAUGAGGUGGCUCCAGUUUGCACCUGUAAAGAACACAUUUAGAUAAUAGCUGGCUGCCCAAUUCAUUUAUUAUUUUCUUAUCAUUCCACACAAAGAUGAUAGGUUGGCGUUCGGUUCACAUAUUAUUAAAGUGGUGGCAGAAUGCUGUGGUUCUUAAUUCAAGAGCCAGCGCCAUAUUCAGUUUUCUAGGAUAGUAUUCUGUUUCGGUAAUUAUCGCAUCCAUUAUCAUUUAGACCCUGUACUAUUUUAGAACGUAUCAUUAGGGUCAAAGUCGAUCCAGUAUCGUUUAGGAUUCAUAUGCCAAGUAGAGGGUAGGACGUUGAAGCGAUUGAUGGUCAGUGUGAGAGUAUCCAACUCCUGAAACUUUUAUUUAUUUUUUAUUUAUUUUUCAACAUUGGUAAUAGAGGGCCUUUACAUUUGGUGUGCAUGUAUGCACCAGUUGCAACCACCAA